CUCGAAGUUGAACAGACUCGACUCAAGCUCGAAAAUCUUGUCAAAUAAACCAGCUUUUCAUAUCAUCGGAUUCUGCAGCACUCUGUGAUCUAUGAAAAUGGAUUUGAUGUCUGGUUACAAGGGGGUUGUUGGGCUUGUUUUUGGCAACGAGAAUUCUUCAAAUGUAGAUAGCUAUGUUGAGCGCUUGCUUGACCGGAUAAGCAAUGGUAAACUAUCAGAGGACAGGAGAAAUGCUAUUACUGAGCUUCAGGCUAUUGUCUCAGAAAGUCAAGCUUCUCAGUUGGCAUUUGGGGCAAUGGGAUUUCCUAUAAUGCUAAACGUCUUAAAGGAAGAACGUAAUGAUGUUGAGAUGGUUCGUGGUGCCCUGGAAACUAUGGUAGGUGCACUGACUCCUAUUUAUCAUGCAAAAGGAUCAACUAAUGAAGUUCGGCCAGCUUUGAUGAACACUGAUUUACUUUCUAGAGAAGCAGAUAGUAUCUCUCUUCUUCUAAGUUUGUUGGAAGAGGAUGAUUUCUAUGUACGAUAUUAUACUCUGCAAAUAUUGACUGCCCUUGUCACCAAUUCUCCACAGAGGUUACAGGAAGCUAUAUUGGCCAUCCCUCGUGGUAUAACUCGGCUAAUGGACAUGCUUAUGGAUCGUGAGGUAAUAAGGAAUGAGGCCUUAUUGCUUCUUACUCACCUGACGCGUGAAGCCGAGGAGAUUCAAAAGAUUCUCGUCUUUGAAGGUGCAUUUGAGAAGAUUUUCAGUAUCAUAAGAGAGGAGGGAAAUUCGGAUGGUGGCGUUGUUGUGCAGGACUGCCUUGAAUUGUUGAACAAUUUGCUUCGUAGUAAUGCAUCCAAUCAGGUACUAUUAAGAGAGACUGUAGGACUUGAUUCAUUGAUAUCAAUUUUGAAGCUGAGAGGAAGUACAUACACUUUUACUCAAGAAAAGACAAUCAAUCUAUCCAGUGCGAUAGAAACCAUUAAAUUGUUAUUAAAGGGAGGUUCUGAGGCAGAUCCUGGGAAAGAUAUGAAUAAACAGACAAAUAAGACAACUCUCGUUCAGAAAAAGGUAUUGGACCACUUGUUAGUAUUGGGUGUUGAAAGCCAAUGGGUACCUGUUGCUGUUCGCUGUGAGGCAAUGCGAUGUAUUGGUGAUCUGAUUACUGGGGAUUCAAAGAAUCUUGAUCUUCUUGCUAGCAAAGUUCUUGGAGAGGAGCCACAAGUUGAACCUGCGCUGAACUCUAUACUUCGAAUCAUUUUGAGGACUUCUAGCAUGCAAGAGUUCAUUGCAGCUGAUUAUGUUUUCAAAAGCUUUUGUGAGAAAAAUGCUGAUGGCCAAUCAAUGCUGGCGUCUACACUAAUUCCACAGCCGUAUUCCAUGACUAAUGCACCCCUUGAGGAGGAUGUCAAUAUGUCUUUUGGAAGCAUGCUAUUACAUGGUCUCACUUUGGGUGAAAAUGAUGGUGAUCUUGAGACGUGUUGCAGAGCUGCUAGUGUUCUAUCUCAUAUAUUGAAGGACAAUCUCCAAUGCAAGGAAAGGGUUUUACGAAUUGAAAUUGAGGCACCCAUGCAAUCUUUAGGAGCUCCAGAGCCACUAAUGCAUCGAAUGGUGAAAUAUUUGGCCCUUGCUUAUUCCAUAAAAUCCAAAGACAAAAAGUUUAGUGCAUCAGGAAACUCUUAUGUUCAAACCAUUAUCUUGAAAUUACUGGUUACCUGGCUAGCAGAUUGCCCUGGUGCAGUGCACUGCUUCCUAGAUGCUCGCCCACAUGUUACUUUACUUCUUGAGCUGGUUUCAAAUUUGUCAGAAACAGUGUGUAUAAGGGGUUUUGCGGCAGUUGUCUUGGGUGAAUGUGUGAUCUAUAAUAAAUCCACGGAUAGCAGAAAAGAUGCAUUUGCCAUUGUUGAUAUAAUAAGUCAGAAAGUUGGACUUAGUUCAUACUUUUUAAAGUUUGAUGAGAUGCAGAAAAGUUUUAUUUUUGUUAGCGUGGAGUCAUCACUCACCCAUAAAUUAUUCACGAGAUCUUCAGCAGCUAGCAUGGCAGAUGUUGAAGAUGUAGAUGACAAUAAUUUGUCAGAAAAGAAAAAUUUAGAUCAUCCAAUUCUCACUUCAAUCUUGGAUUCUUGCUUUGUGAAUCUUGUCAAAAGACUGGAGGUAGAUAUUAGAGAACAGAUUGUGGAGGUUUAUAGUCAUCAAAAAAUCAAGGUGCAAGAAGUGCCAGCAGAAUUAGAGCAGAAGAAUGGUGAAAGUGAUGGAGAGUAUAUAAAGCGGCUGAAAGCUUUUGUUGAGAAGCAGUACUCUGAGAUACAGGAUCUCCUUGUUCAAAAUGCUGCUUUGGCUGAGGACAUGGCUAGGACAGGUAGUAGUUUCCAGUCUGAGCAAAGAGCGAGUGGGGGCUCAGACAAUGUCCAAAUAGAGACACUACGUAAAGAUUUCCAAGAAGCAUCUCAAAGAUUGGAGAUGCUUAAGGCAGAAAAGUCCAAAGUUGAAUCAGAGGCAAUAAUGUAUAGGAAUUUAGCUGGAAAGACGGAAGCUGAUCUAAGGAGUCUGUCUGAUGCCUACAAUAGUCUUGAGCAAUCUAACUUCCAACUGGAGCAUGAGGUGAAAGCACUGAAGAGAGAAGGGCUCUCAACAUUCCCAGAUGUGGAGGCAAUAAAAGCUGAAGCAAGGGAAGCAGCUCAGGAGGAGACUGAGGGUGAGCUGAGUGAUCUAUUUGUAUGCCUCGGGCAAGAACAAAGCAAGGUGAAAAAACUUAGUGCUAGAUUGCUGGAAUUGGGGGAGGAUGCUGAAAAACUACUUGAAGGCAUUGGAGAUGAUGCUGGAGUUGCUGAAGAUGGUGAAGAUGAGGAAGACGGGGAAUAAUAUGUUUUCAUGUCUGUCUCACUAAAUUCAUUUCAUGUUUAAUUGUACAGUCUUAACAUAAUCUAUGGAGAAUGGAUCAAACAUAUAUUCCAUGGUUGGAUUUUAAAUUAAGGAUUCCUUCAGUACCUGUUUCUUGCUGGUCUUAUUUUGCAAUAUUCAGGGGGUGAUAAAAUUGUCUCUCUUUAUUACAUUUAGUUUUUUUUUCCCCCUUUAUUAAUGUUAAUCAGUCAAAUUGUGAGAAAUAAUUUGAAGACAAAUAUUUGUAUUCUGUUUAUAUUUUUAGAUGAGGAUUGUGUUGUCAUUGUAUACAACUUUUUCUCUAUGUAAUAGUGAUAUCUAUCAAAUUAUGUUCUA
Messenger RNA from Gastrolobium bilobum, 3196 nucleotides. Its product is annotated as golgin candidate 6-like. Gene Ontology annotation, cellular component: ER to Golgi transport vesicle membrane; Golgi stack; cytoplasm. The transcript has 20 exons. Gene Ontology annotation, biological process: intracellular protein transport; endoplasmic reticulum to Golgi vesicle-mediated transport; transcytosis. Lineage: Eukaryota; Viridiplantae; Streptophyta; Magnoliopsida; Fabales; Fabaceae. Bases 92 to 2842 code for a protein of 916 amino acids. The record is from RefSeq and is a predicted model, not a curated record.